Didymodactylos carnosus is the source of this 6117-nucleotide messenger RNA. The record is from the annotation of a GenBank genome assembly. Lineage: Eukaryota; Metazoa; Rotifera; Eurotatoria; Philodinida; Philodinidae.
AUGAUAGCGACUAAAAAUUCUUCAGUUCAAAAUUUUUUAUCGAUUAAAUUAGACGAUAUUCCUCGAAGUCCACCACCAUCACGACCUCUAAAUGAAACACGUCCAUUUUCUCCCGAAUAUCCCAUUCACAGAUCGUCUGAUGAUAUUUCCAAUGACUCAAAUCGAAAUAUUAAAUCAAAACCAAUAUUCUUAUCUUAUUCAAAUCAGACGGGAUUCAAUGAACGCUAUUUUGUUAUUCGUUUAUAUCAACAGUUAAUUGAAAAUGGUUUAAAUAAUGUCAUAUGGUUUGAUCAUAAUGAAGGUGUUCAUCAGGAUAAAUCUGCUAGUUGGUUUGCUGAUCGAUUAGAAGCCAUUGAUCUAUCGGUUGCCAGUUUGGUAAUUAUCUCCGAUGCAUACUGUCAUCAACGAUUAAUGAAUAUAGAAGUAAAAGCAAUAUUAGAUCGAAAAUUAGCAUCAUCUGAUGGAACAAGUUCUUAUCAAUUGUACGUUAUCUUCUAUGAUGAAUCAAAAGAUUUUCAGCAUUUUGCAUCUCGAGCCGAUUUUUGUUAUCAAUUUUCAAGUACAGAAUUAUUACUCAGUAUUGAAGAACGAGUUUCAAUCGUUCUUGGUCAUUUAACUACCAAAUUACAACCAUAUAAACAAUUGAAAGAUCAACAAUUAAUAAUUAAACCGGUUGAUGAUGUUGAUAAAGAGUAUCAUUUAAAGAAAAUUUGUGAAUGGAAUAAAUAUGAUAUACAAAAAUUUCUUGUGGAUGUUGGAGUAACUGAAGCGAGUCGUGAUCUAUUUCAAGAACAAAAUAUUGAUGGAUUUUUACUAUUGUCCUGUACAGAAAUUGAAUUGAAACAACGUUUUCAAAUUGAUAAUCGAACAAUACGUCGUCAACUUAUUGAUACAGUCAUACGUACAAUUCAUCGUGAACGGCAAACAUCAAAUCAAUGGCAUCAUUUGGCGAAACAAAAUAAACCAAAAACAGAUUGGAUUUAUUUAAUAUAUGAUCCAGAAGAUUAUCCUCUUGCACUUCAAAUAAUGAUGUUUUUAAGAAGCAAAAAGUUCAAGGUAUUUACUCAUCAGACACAUUAUGGACGUACAAAACAAGAAUUUCUUGCUUUAAAUGGACCAUCAAUGGCUCAAACAAAAGAUGUUAUCUAUUUACUAACAAAAAAAUCGUCACGUUCAACUUUUACAUUUCAUGAAUUAACACUGGCAGAAUGGUUCGAAAAACCUAUAGUCACACUGUAUAUUGAAAAUAUCUGGUAUAAUAUGAGAUCAUCAAUUAGAGCUCUUUUAGCGGAUUAUCCUGCUGUUGAUUUUGCGCAUCAAUCUUUACGCGAAAGUCUUGUGAUAUUACACACUUAUCUACAUCCUCAAAUGGUGACAAAUAUGGCAAAUUUAAUGAUGGAUACGCAUUAUGUAACUAAUUUAAAACAGUCUGUUCAACCACUAAUCAGUAUGGUGAUGAAGAUUAAGAAAAAACCCACGAUUGAAGCAAAUAACGAUUAUGGACGUUUCAUUUAUUUGAGUUAUUCAAAUGAAAAAUGGAACAUUCUUCAUUCAAUAGAACGCUUAACAAUUGUACUUGAAUUAAAUCAUUUCAAAACGGGCGUACAUGUUUACGAUACGAAAAAUGAUAUCAGGGAAAAUACUAGUGAUUAUUUGCCUAAAAUACAAUCAAAAUCAUCUUCAAAUAAUACAGAUUAUCAUCAACCACAUCAAAAUUCAACUCAUCGAAAUCUUAAACGUACUGUCACACCGGCUGAUAUCCAACGUUGUCGAAUCGUACUUCUAUGUUUAACUACAAAUUAUUUUAAAAAUGAAAAUUGUUUAAAUGAAUUACGUCUAGCAGAAUUAUAUAAUAAGCCAAUCAUUAUUUGUAUAUUACGAUAUAUAAAUCAUCAUAAUACAACUAAAAAAAUUAUUUGGAAUAUUGAUGAACAAAUAACAAAAUUAACAUCAAAUACAAUACCGAUGACCACUUUAAAUUUUCUUAAAAAACAAACUCAUUCAUGCAUUGAUCUAAGUACAAAUGAAUUAUUUUCAAAAAAUUCACAAACAUUAAUUAAACGUUUAGAAAAAAUUUUGACUAACAUUCCGAACAACAAUAAUAAUACAAAAGAAGAUAAUAACUUUUCUGAUGUAUCCCAACAACAAAAGCAAGAACAGCAAAUACCAUCUGGGUUGACGCAAGCUCCUCAAUGGCCUCCUCAAAUGUAUCCCGGUUAUCCACCACAAUUUAUGCCUCCGGGAUAUGGAAUGCCAUAUGGUGUUUAUCCCCCAAUGUUUUCUGGUGUGGAUCCAAAUAGGCCGCCGUCACGUCAGAGUAUUUCAAAUGAUUACUCGCUUUCGUCGUCAAGAUCCAUAAUUGAUGGCAGUACUGGUGGUCCAUCAUCCGCUUCAACGUCUGACAUUGCACAAGCACCAACGCAACCACAACCUCUCAUAUCUCAACCUCAACAAUUUCCAGGUUUUAUUCCUCCUGGUAUGUUUAAUCCAUGGUUUGAUCCAUUUUGGGUAUCAGUUUACGGCACCUUUUCGCAUCCUUAUGGAUAUGGUUAUACAGAUGAAAUGAUGAAAUAUUAUAGAAAUAUGAUCGGUGCAGAAGACGAUCGUUAUAGUCAUCAUUCAAAUUAUUCUCAAUCGAAAGUAUCACAACAUAGUUCAUCAUUACACACAUGGGGCUCAAUUGACUCGCUAAACGAUGCAUACUAUCAGGGCUACAAUCCGACGAUUAAUGGGACUGGAUCAAAGUCGCAACAACCGCAAUAUCAACAACCGCAAUAUCAACAACCGCAACAUCAACAACCGCAACAGCAAUUAAGACGACCCGUUCAGCCUCAACAAGUCCAACCAAAUUUACCACCUAACGAUCAAGAUCAAAAUAAAUUGUUAUUAACUACCACGAAACCUCAUGCACCGGUAGAACAGAAGGAGGAAUCAUCUGAGGAGGAUGACGACGAGGACGAUGAUAGCGAGGAAAGUCAACGAUCUGAAGAUGAUGCUAGCAGUGAUCGAUUUAGUAUCAAGUCGGAUUUAGCUGGCGUUGUGGAGGAGACUGCGCGACGAACACCCCUCUUGUUGAUUCGACCACACUUACGUGUGAAGUUUUCGUUCGAUCAAAUAAUUAAAGUAUUACCACAAUCUCCUAGUGACACUGGGCAACCAGCAACAGUGGAAAUUGUAGAUUCAAAUAAUUUCCAUGAUCAUUCACAGAUACUUGAUGAAGAACGUCAAAUUUUAGUAGAUUUCAUUGGACCGUUGACAGCUUCAACGGGCAAGCAAAAUGUUUUACGCUAUUGUGAAAAACAAGCUCAAAGCGUGCUGAAAACAAGUACAGCUAUUGACAAAGAUGCUCUAUCAUUAUUAUGGCAAUACAUGGCACUUUUAGUGAAAACAAACGCUAUGAUUGACGUGCGCAUCGACAUUCCAAAGUUAUUAUGGACAGCAAGUACUUCGGACACCAUUUUAAACAAUUCACAUGAAUUAUCACCAUCAUCUACGACAAAUGAUCAACAAACAUCAAUCGUACAAAAUUCAUUGAGAGAAUUUUUGAUGCUCGGUGAAAUCGAUAAUAGUGUACAAUUUGCUUGUAAAAAUCAUCUUGAUACUCACGCAUUGAUUAUAUCUUAUCAGACGGACGAACGUUUAUUUAAAAAAACCAUGAGCGAUAUUAUUUCUAAUCUUGAUAACGGUGAUAUUUUGAAAACAUUUUAUGAAUUAGGAACUGGAUCAACACCAUCGGUAGUGACUAAUGUAACUAAACCACAUUAUGGCGAUUGGCGAAGACAUUUGGCCGUUAUUGUAGCAAAUCGUACAGAAUCGAAUGCAUCUUUUGUUGAUCUAUGUAUAAAAACUAUGGGUGAUACACUCGGUGAGAUGACCUUCAUACUGUCUCAACUAUUAUUUCACAACUACUAUUUUCGUUUCACAGCAUCAUCUGGUCGUAUCUAUUCAAGUCAUUUUUGUUACUUAAUUGGCAAUAUACCAUUUGGUUCUUAUAGAAACAAUGCAGAUAAAUUAGCUGUACUUGGAAGUACUCAUGUUGGACAAUCGCAUCUAUCAUUUGCUGAACUAACCAAUAUACAGUUGACAGAAGUGUAUGAAUAUGCCAUUCGAAAAUCGUUACCGACUUUUACUCCACUGAAAAUCUAUUACACAUCAAAAUUAGUCUUGUAUGGUUUACGACAAGAAGCUUUUGCUUAUUGUGAAGAGAUUGGUCGAACAUUAGUAAUUAGUCAAGGAAAUUUGACCCAUCUGCAACUGUCUGAUUUACAGUUGUUUAUUACGAUCGCCGAAAAAUCACGUGCAUUCAAUCGAAAUUUUCAGUUAGAUCCAUCUACGUAUGAAGAUCCAUCAUGGCUCAUCAAAAUACGACAUCUCUUUCAAAUAAUACUCGGCAAAACAUUCCAUAAAACCAUAUCACAAAACUUAACAGAUAAUAAUCAGUUUCAAAAUUCCCAGAAGCCAGUAGAAAAUUAUAUCGAAAAUAAGGAAACAAGCUCCAAUUUAUUCGUGCCUUCUCCACCAUCAGCAGACGUAUUUACGUCUUCAUUACCAACACAAACAGCAUCAGUACCUCCGCCUUCGUUCCAAUACAAUUCCACAAAUUAUUCUGCAAACAAUUAUCCGACUACUGCUACUAAUAGUGAACUACCAUCGUACUCACAAACCCAAAAUACUCUUGCAUCAAACUAUUACAACAAUCUAACAGUAGAUACAAGUUCCAAUCAACAACAAAAUUCGUACUAUCAACCAGUACAAGAGCAAGAGCAACUACAAUCUUACAAUCAAAAUCUGUCAGAUCAACAGUGGCAAACAGCACAACAGCAACAAAAUCAUCCAGAACCUCGGAUAACUCAAACUGAGGUACCUCAACAACAACGGCAACAUUUUCAAAUUCCGACUGAACAACAACCAUUUCAAAUAUCAUCGCAGUCUCUUAUUCCAAACAAACAGCCAUCCUAUAUAAUGCCAGAUCAAAUGUCAACACAUCAAACGUGGUACCAACCACCAGGCGUAGAACAUCAGCAGUCAUCACAACAAAUACUCCAGUCAGAAAGAGAAACAUUGCCAUUGAAUGAACAGGUAUAUGAUGAAUAUCGCACAAACGACAAUCACUUGCAACAAAAUGGUUAUCAUACAAAGAAAUCUUAUGAUUAUUUUGAUGAUGACGAUGAUGAGGAUGAUGAGGAUGAUGACGAUUCUGUUUUUUCGAAUAAAAGUGGCGAGAACAAAAUGGUACCACGGGGAAAGUCGAAUGUAAAUUCAAAUCUACAACAGCCCAAAACUAGCAUGAUUGGUGGUUUUUUUGAUCGAAUUACAACAAUUUGGCCAAAGAAACUACCUCACGAGCAUUUAUCCAAUGAUAAAAUAGCAUUGAACUAUGAUGAAAAAGGUGGUCGAUCGAUUGUUCCAAACAAACCCGCUGAUGAAAAUAAAUCAGCAUUAAUUACACCACUAUCGGUAAAUGCGUCAUUAUCACCUGGGAACAAAUCAAACACAACUUCGUCUCAACAAUCUCUGCAUUUCAAUUCAAUGGCUACUUCAGUCAUACCACAACAACUUUCACAAUCCUCACAACUCAAUCCAAUGACAAACACAACGUCCACAACUCAAGCACAAACAAGAUCAGUUAAUUUCAAUUCAGCGAGAACAACAACAGUGUCUAGCCAAAUCCAGUCACAACCAGCACAAUUAAAUUCUCAAAUACAAUCGACACAAUCACCACCACAAUUUAAUUCGCAACCACAACCGUUUGAUUCUCAAAUGCAGUCUCAACAGCACCAACCACCUUUGUCAGCAAAUAAUCUAAGUCAGCAACCAUCAAUGGUUCAACAGUAUCAGACUUCGCCAUUAUCACAAGCUCAACAAAAGCUUCAGAAUAUAAGAGAAAAGCAAAAACAACAACAGCAACAAAUUCAGACCCCACCGCUAAACACAUCAAAUCAAUAUUCUUUGAAAAAUCGCCAAAAUCAAUCACGUUAUGUUGAUAUCUUAGCAUCAAAAGCGGUACCUGUCAACCCAAAUUUAUCUUUGAAUGACUUAGGUGCUAUUACAUCAACGAUGACACAAUCCAAUUAUUUCAUUCCGGGACCAACCAAUAACGGUGAUACAACAAAUUAA